Messenger RNA from Aureobasidium pullulans EXF-150, 3429 nucleotides. RefSeq lists its product as uncharacterized. Gene Ontology annotation, molecular function: phosphorelay sensor kinase activity. The coding region runs from base 71 to 2965 and encodes 964 amino acids. Gene Ontology annotation, biological process: phosphorelay signal transduction system; regulation of DNA-templated transcription; phosphorylation. Lineage: Eukaryota; Fungi; Ascomycota; Dothideomycetes; Dothideales; Saccotheciaceae. The transcript has 3 exons. The record is from RefSeq and is a predicted model, not a curated record.
CAACCGCAUCGCCCACCAGUGAGUGACUGUGAUUUGCCUCCAUCCUUCUUUCGUGUCUGAGGACCAAAAAAUGACGGUCGCAUGUGAGCCCGUCAAGCAGGGCGCGCAUCACAAUCAAGAUGUCAUCCUGCGACUACCACACACAAGUACACCAAAACAACGACAGCAUUUACAAAACAUCCUGGACAACGACUGGGAAUUAACUCCACUGAAACAUCUGUCUUCAUGGCCUCCCGAGCUUCUCCAAAUAUGUCAAAUCGUUCUUUUGGAUUCCCAACCACGGCUGCUACUUCUUGGAGACGACCGGCGAAUAUUUUACAAUGAAGCGUAUAGCACAGCCUUUGCGAAUGGAGCGGUGGAUCUCGGUCAUGUACUAAGGGAGACCGAAAUGAAUAUGCCUCAGGAAAUCACAAACUUUUCCUUGCAGAACGACCUCUCACCUCCCAACAACCUCCUUGUCAUUGAUCAAUCGAGAGUCCUUGGUAGUGGAGACACUCAGGAGAACACGAUCUGGCGCUGGACUGCCAUGCCUCUUUCUGGCUCGAUGACCGGCGUAUUUAUAUCAGUUCAGGACGUCACUCAUGAAGGAAUGAAAAGGCCAAUCGCUUUGGAUACGGGCCACGACCUUUCAACCACAGCUGGCGCAGAGCAAUGCAAACAACAAGUACAGCUUGGUGGCUCGAAGGACAACCAAGGACAACGAACUCGACAUUGCGACGAGUAUUCGUCCAGCAAUGAGCGGAAUCAGCAAAUCUUGCAAGUCAUAGACAUGGUAGGCAUCAGCUUGUUCGAAUGCGAUCUGAAAGGCACCCUGGUUCAUGCGAACAAAACCUGGCUCAAUUCAAAUGACCAUGGGACCAGAGAAAAUGCCUACCUGGACUUGAUACAUACACUGGCCGAUGAACCCAACUAUGUGGCCUCACAAUGGGAAUUGGCUGCUUCAGGUACCCCAGUCUCUUUUGAGACGCGAUAUAAGUCCGACGACAGCACAGGUAAAGAUGUCAUCGGUACUCUGGCCUCAGUAGCUUUGCUUCCUGUGUUUGACCCAAACGGAGCUGCAAGAAGCAUUCUAGGAUGCACGACCAAUACCGCUGCUCAAAGAUUGGCCACGUCUGAAAGGUCUCGUGAGACUGUUGAUGCAUUGGCGCGGGAGAGAUUUGGCAACAAACGACUUUUUGACUUUGCUGAGGAGUCCCCUGUGGGAAUCUACCUGAUAGAGUUCCAACAAGGCAGAGUGACAUAUGUAAACCCGGCUUGGUUUGAGCAGACUGGUCAUCCUGUGGUGCCCUUCGAUCAGAUCGAUUGGCCUCAAGUCAUCCAUGACGAAGACAAGAAGGUUGCCGAAACAUUUUGGAAAGGCGUUGUUACUGCCAGGACCAAAUCUACGGUCCAGGUCAGAAUGAAGCGAGAAUGGUACAAUGAGAAUGGCGAAUCCAUGGGUCCAGUCUGGAUCCUCACAAAUGCUAUUCCUGAAUUUGACGAGGACGGAUCGAUUUCAGGCGUCAUUGGUACUAUGGAAGACAUCAGCGCCAUCAAGUUCGCUGAGACAGUGCAAAAGACCAGGAUGGAGGAAGCACUUGAGGCCCGAAGACAGCAGGAGCACUUCAUCGACAUGACAUCACACGAAAUUCGCAAUCCUUUAGGCGCGGUCAUGCAUUGCGCAGAUGCUCUUCUCGAAAACCUUGCAGAGACAAAAGCCAUUCUCGCAAAUCAUAUGGUACCAGAUCACAAGGCAGAGCAACGCAUAAAAGAACUUGUCCAGCAAAGCAUCGAGUCUGUAAGCACGAUAAUAUCUUGUUCUGCACAUCAACUCAGGAUCGCGGAUGACGUCCUCGUGCUAUCAAAGCUGGACUCUAAACUGUUACAACUGGCGCCUACUCCUACACACGCAAUGUCGUUGCUAGCCAAUGUGGAUAGGUCGUUUGAGGCAGAAGCCGCAAAUAACUUGGUCCAACUAGAAACGCAGGUCGACCCCUCACUUCAAGGGUUGGAUGUUGAAUGGGUCACGAUCGAUCCUGGUCGCGUACAACAAAUCCUAGUCAACGUCGUUUCGAACGCCUUGAAGUUCUCAAAAAAGAGAUCUGUACGCAAAGUCACUGUUCGUAUGGGAGCGUCAAGCACACCACCCACACAGGAGCUACUUGGAGUCGAAUUUACCGUUAGUCACAUACCACACGACUACAGUCAAGAGAGUUUGGAGGAUGAUCCAGCUUCCGUCGCGAAGAUUGUGCAUCUACAUUUCACCGUCACAGAUACGGGCACAGGCCUAACGAAAGAAGAAAAGAGUAAACUCUUCACCAGAUUCUCGCAAGCAUCAGCAAGGACCUAUAAUGAGUAUGGUGGUUCUGGCCUGGGUCUAUGCAUAUCACAGCAGCUUUGCGAAAUGCAAGGUGGAAGAAUCGGUCUGGCAUCUGAAACAGACGUCGGCUCAACGUUCGCCUUUUUCGUCAAGGCUUACCGCACCAACCCUCCUCCUCCCCCCAAAUCGAUACUCCUCAGGCAGAACUCGGCUUCUUUGUCCGCCGAUCAAACUCCGAAAACCAGAAUCAGCAUUCUAGUCGUCGAGGACAAUGCGGUAAACCAACGCCUGCUACAAAUGCAACUCGUCAAACGUGGCUACCAAGUCGUGGUAGCAGACAAUGGCCAAGAAGCUCUCGACUUCCUACAAACAACCCGUCACUGGAGCGCACUACGCAGUUCUUCUGACAGGAUAAUCGACCUCAUCCUUAUGGACGUCGAAAUGCCCGUUCUAGACGGCCUUUCCGCAACAAGGAAGAUUCGCGAAUACGAGCAGCAAGGCUUGAUAUGCGAUCAUAUCCCCAUCAUUGCUGUUUCUGCCAAUGCGAGGGCCGAGCAAACGGCGCAGGCCAUUGCAUCUGGCAUGGAUGACACGAUAACCAAACCUUUCCGCAUGGUGGACCUGAUCAAGAAGUUGGAUGUGUUUACCGCAUUGGUGGCACCUUGAUUCAGAAGAUCCUGGUUUGCAGAGCUAUAUUUCGAUUUCUUUGACUGCGUUUAGCGAUGGGUGGAUGCUCUGAUUAGAGUAAUUGUAGCAACAUCUUGUACAUAUAUACCCAUAACGAAACCUCAAAUUUUGCACAAACGCCAGGAAAGAAUCACAUGUGCGGCUGCAGGAGGUUGAUUGCGAGCUUCAAGAGAGCUGUCGGUUGUUGCUGAUAUGGAGCGAGGGAGGCAGUCGUGAUGCAGGAUAGCGAGUUUAUCAUCACCUAGGAAACCCUCUCCAUCUUGACCCAAGGCAAAAAACAACAAUCGCACAAAGCGCAACGAAAAGAUCAUACGAGUACAAGGAAACAGCAAUCAUCACAAGGCCUAGAGACAAACAAAGCAGUGGCCUCCAUCUCCAUGGUUCGAAAAUAAAAGCCAUCACCGACCAUCAACCCUUACCAUACCCUUCCUCGACACAAACAC